This is a messenger RNA of Closterium sp. Naga37s-1, 822 nucleotides long. NCBI's taxonomy places the organism in Eukaryota, Viridiplantae, Streptophyta, Zygnematophyceae, Desmidiales, Closteriaceae. The record is from the annotation of a GenBank genome assembly.
AUGGCGACGCUCUCUAGUACCACCAUCUUCCUGCUCGUUCUCCUCCCCCUCGUCUGCCUCUCGCUGCUUCCCCUCGCAUCCGCCGGUGCGCCUAAGCGCGUCGCGCGCACGCGCCAGGCGCACGAAGAGUACCGCCGUCAACGCCAGCUGAACGACAUCGAAGUCCGCCCUGGGCGCCCGCCUCUCCACAUGUUCGAAACGAAGGCGCAUCAUGAGAAGGAAGAGCGCGAAAAGGGUGCAGCGCGCGGCGGCGCUGCAAGCGCUCCGAUCCAGUACCUAGGCGGUCCCGUGAUGACCGGAAACCCGUCCGUCAACGUGUACAUAAUCUACUACGGCAGCUGGCCGGCGGGAUCGGGGCAAAAUGUGAUCGAGAAUUUCAUCCGGUCUCUGAGCGCGGACUCGAAGCGGCAGGGGAGUCCCGCGGAUCCCAAGGUGAAGCGCUGGUGGGCGAUCAGCGCGGCGUACACGCAGGAAGGGAAUGGCGCGAAGAAGAACGUCAGCGCGAAGUGCGCCGACGGUUGCGGGGGGCAGAGCACGUCGCCCAACGGGAACCCUGCGAUCGAUGCGACGGUUUCCACAAUCGCUCACGAAAUUGCGGAAGCAGCAACCGACCCGGAUGCUGCAAACGGGUGGAUGGACGCCGACGGUGAAGAGAAUGCGGACAAGUGCUCGUACGAUGUUGGUACGACGGCCAUGAGUCAGGACAACCGUGGCAGGAAAUACGAGUACAAUCUCGUCGGAAUGAACAACAUGAAGUUUCUUGUGCAGCAGAAUUGGGAUAAGCUGAAGAACAGGUGCGUGACGCAGAGGAAGUACCAGUAA